GCCAGCACGUUGCUGCUGGCGCUGGCCGUCCGGGGAGCACCGUACACCGACGAUCAACGAUACAGACCGGACUACUACAGUGGACCGAACCUGUCACCGGAGGAGAUGGUCAGCUACAGUGCCCGGCAGGACGAUUUGCUGUCCUUUUUGCCGGACCAGGAUGAUCUGUUGGCCAACCGGCUCGGGACCGUGAUCGGGGCGUUCGGUAACACCCUGUCCCAGCUGUUCUUCGGCACCAAUGACGUCAGCACGGACGUGACGUUCUGGUGCGCCACCACCAAUCAACCGGAGUACGUGCAGGCGUACGUGGACGAUCCGCGGAUCGCCGAGAAGCUGGACCCCGCGAAGCCGCUCCUGAUGCUGACGCACGGCUGGACGGACAACGUGAACCGGACGUGGGUCCGGCAAACCGUCACCGACUACGUCCGGCUGAUCGGUGGCAACAUCUGUGCGGUCGACUGGAGCCCGCUAGCGCUGGUCGAGUACAAUCUGGCCGCUCGGAACACACCGAAGGUGGGCCGGUACGUCGGCAAGUUCGUACAGUCGCUGGUGACGCGCGCCGGUUUCGACCUUAACCAGGUGACACUUGUCGGUCACAGUAUGGGGGCGCACAUUAGUGGUAUUGCGGGGGCGUACCUGGGCGGCCGGAUACCGCACAUUAUCGGGCUCGAUCCGGCCGGACCGGGCUUCACCAAACCGAUACCGGUGUCGACGGAUCGGCGGCUCGAUCGGACCGAUGCCCGGUUCGUGCAGGCGAUCCACACGGACAAGAACAUCAUCGGUACGACGAUGAACCUCGGACACGAGGAUUACUACGCCAACAGUGGGGCCAGCCCGCAGCCCGGCUGCGAGUUCCCGCUCGUCAACAACGACACCACCAAAGCCUACCUGCAGUUCAUCUGCAGCCACUUCAAGGCGGUCGAGUACUUCCGGGCGUCGCUCGAUCGCCAGAACGUGUUCGAGGGUACCGCCUGUGCGUCCUACUACAGCUUCAAGCGGAACGACUGCGGCCCGGGCGGCAUCCGGGACGAUUUCGGGCUGUUCAGCGGCCAGCGGGCGUCCGGUGCGCUGUACGUCGCGAUCGACAAGACGGUCUACCCGUACGCCCGGACCAUCUCGAGGGCGGUGCGCAAAUAA
Molecule: messenger RNA, 1137 nt
Organism: Anopheles darlingi
Lineage: Eukaryota; Metazoa; Arthropoda; Insecta; Diptera; Culicidae
Product: phospholipase A1
Exons: 5
Coding region: 106-1137 (343 amino acids)
Molecular function (GO): lipase activity
Source: RefSeq, a predicted model, not a curated record